CCUCAAAUAAAAAUGACUAAAGACAUUGUUCUCAGUAGACACAACGAUAUUGUUAAAAGUGCCGAAGAUCAACGACAGUAUCGAGGACUGGAACUCACAAAUGGCCUCAAGGUAUUGCUGGUAUCCGACCCAACGACAGAUAGUUCUGCUGCCGCUAUGGAUGUUGGUGUCGGAUAUCUCAUGGAUCCAUGGGAACUGCCAGGAUUGGCCCAUUUCUGUGAACAUAUGUUAUUUCUGGGUACCGAUAAAUAUCCUUUAGAGAACGAGUUUAAUAAGUUUAUUUCUGCUCACGCCGGUAUCACGAACGCGUAUACGGCGACUGAUCACACAAAUUACCAUUUUAAUGUACGUCCUCAUAUGAAGCUCGCAGGCGCGUUAGAUCGUUUUGUACAGUUCUUCUUGGCCCCGCAAUUCACAGAAAGUGCCACUGAGAGAGAGCAAGAUGACAGACGGCGGAAGUUGCAAGUAGAGCGAUUCCUCUCCAAGCCAGGCCAUGACUAUGGAAAGUUUGGGACAGGCAAUAAGAAAACAUUGAUGGAUGAUGCUCGUAAAAAUGGAAUUGAACCGAGGGAGGCAUUGUUGAAUUUCCACAAGCAGUGGUAUAGCGCUAAUAUCAUGUCGCUGUGCAUUGUUGGGUCAGAGUUGUUGGAUGAAAUGGAAGCUUAUCUUGGCACGUUGGGCUUCGAUGCUAUUGAAAAUAAGCAAGUGAAACCAAUGGAAUGGGAAAAUCCUUAUGGACGGGAACAGUUAGGUAGACGCGUCGAGAUUGUACCUAUAGAAGACAUACAAAAACUUGCGAUUCGGUUCCCAACCAAAAUGAUUCAAGAGAAAUCGAGUCCAUCACGUUAUAUCUCUCAUCUAUUGAAUCAUGAAGGAAAAGGCUCCCUGUUAUCAGAACUAAAGCGUUUGGGUUGGGCUAGCUCGCUCUCGGCUGGAAGAUCCAAUCCGGCCGAAGGAAUGAGCACAUUUGAUAUUGAUCUUCAUGUUUCAGACGGCCUUAAUCAUACGGAAGAUAUUAUCAGCCUUGUAUUCAACUAUGUUGGUCUACUAAAACGUACUGGUGCCGCUAAAUGGGUCCAAGAUGAACUUAAUAAACUAGGAGAGCUCAAAUUUAGGUUCAAGGGUACGAUGAACCGUUUCCAAGCGGCUAUAGAGACAGUGCAUCCUGCUCUUCAUAUACCCGAGGAAAACGAAUAUAUUCCAACCAAGUUCGAUCUUAAGCCUCGGGCAUCUGUGAAAAGUGAACACCCACGAGUCAUAUAUGAUGAUGUAUGGUGUCGUAUUUGGUUUAAGCAGGAUGAUGAGUACAAACUGCCGAAAAUGGUAACCAAGGUUGGUAUUUGCCGUCUUGGAAAUUCGCUCAAUUCAGAUCCGUUGCGGUUUGAAGUGAUACUCGAUAGGAUCAAGCGCUUGUUGGAGAAUUUGGCUCAUUCACAACCGUACGAUUUAUCGAAUGCUUACCUCGAUAUGCUGCUAGCUGACAAGUGUUGGUGUGAAGAGCAACUUCUUGCGGUUUCUGAAGAUAUAAAUGUCCACGAACUAGAGGCAUUUGUUAAGGAAAUCUUACGAGCCUUCCAUGUUGAGCUGUUUGUCCAUGGGAAUGCGACUGAACAGGCGAGAGAUGCGUAUGUGUAUCGGCAUUUCCAAAAUACCCACGAGAUGUCCUGCGUCAAAGUUUUGUUCCAAGCAGGAAUACAGACUAGUCGAGGAAGCGCUUUGGUUGAGUUACUGGCACAACUUCUGCGUGAACCCGCCUUCAACCAGCUGAGAACUGUCGAGCAAUUGGGGUAUAUUGUGGCGGCUGGCUCACGGUUGAACACGGCUGGUGUUCUUGGGCUGCAAUUCAUUGUGCAAGGUCCUAAAAGUCCUGACUAUGUGUUUGAUCGAAUAGAGGCAUUCAUUGAAAAUAUUCGAGACGAAAUUACAAAAAUGUCACAAGAUGAAUUCGACAAGCAGAAGAUGAGCGUCAUUGCACGAGCGCUUGAGAAACCGAAAACUUUGGGAGCACAGUCACGGCACUUUUGGAUUGAAAUCCGCUGUAGGCAGUACGAUUUCGAUUUAAGUUCGUUUUGCCUUUUCGUCCUUUUUACUUUAUUCAAUCGAGAAGUUUGUUGUGAAGUUUAA
This is a messenger RNA of Haemonchus placei, 2124 nucleotides long. The record is from the annotation of a GenBank genome assembly. NCBI's taxonomy places the organism in Eukaryota, Metazoa, Nematoda, Chromadorea, Rhabditida, Trichostrongylidae.